AUGGGAAAGAGAAACAAAAUCACCAGAAACAACUCAAGAAGCAUAUCCUUGGCAAGGAAAGCUGAAGAGGUAUCAUUAAGCUUGUUUACGGGCUUACCAAGGUCAUUAUGGCCUAGCCACCGCGGGCGGCGCCACCAGGAGGCCAACAUCUUCCUCCAACACCGUGGGCGGCGCCACCAGGAGGCCAACACCUUCCUCCAACACCGCGGGCGGCGCCACCAGGAGGCCAACACCUUCCUCCAACACCGCGGGCGGCGCCACCAGGAGGCCAACACCUUCCUCCAACACCGCGGGCGGCGCCACCAGGAGACCAACACCUUCCUCCAACACCGCGGGCGGCGCCACCAGGAGACCAACACCUUCCUCCAACACCGCGGGCGGCGCCACCAGGAGACCAACACCUUCCUCCAACACCGCGGGCGGCGCCACCAGGAGACCAACACCUUCCUCCAACACCUUCCUCCAACACCUUCCUCGGCGCUGUCCGGGAGAGGCGUCCUUGGCCUCAGGGACUUGGUUUAAACCCCAUUUUUAAAAUUUUAAAUUAGCUUCAGUUUUUUCAGGAUAAAUAUAUUUGGAGCCUUUGCAUUCUAUAUAAUAAAUAUAUAUCCUUGUGACACUGUUUUGCAAAGGAAAAUUUAAAGAAUUUAACCUUUGCUAGAAGUACAUUCUUUAGAUUUGAAAGUGUUGUGCACUGAAGAUGUUUGUCAUGUGGAUGUGUUGUUUAGGAUGUGGAAUGACUGAGUGCGUGAAUAGAUUUGACUAUGGAUGUUAUCAUGCAAAAUGUAAGCAUAGAUUAUGUACUGAAUGAAUUCGUUCCUUUUGAGCAUUUCUUACUGAGAGCAACGCACCUCCAGAGAUUUCCCAAAACCAGGCUAUCAUGUGAACCCAAAAUCCUAACCUAACCUUUCCUACCUCCUAUUUACUCCGUAGAUAGAGGGGCUUUAUUAGGACUUUGUGUCAAGCUAUAGAAGACAAACAUUAAAAUUCUGGCUGUGUGAGGAUGUUGUGGACUUAGUCUCAUCGGAUUUUGUCAUUUUGCACUAAAUAUGACGGCACUGCAGCUGUACCUGAUGUAUAUAUUACUCUAUUUUUUUAUGCUAUAUAAGAUAACAGUGACUAUUUUCCUCUAUCUCUGUGCGUUUCUCUCAGUUACAUUAACCUCCUGUUAUACGGCCUCUAGACAGACAAACUUGGGACUGGCUGUGAGUGAGGAUUUCAGUACAUUUUUAAAACUAUUAUUCAGGGGCAAGCUGCCAUCAUGUUUUGACAAAUUAAAUGAAUACUAUUGAAAGUUUGCCCAAGUACAAGUGCCCAUGUAAUUUAGAGUUGAACCUACUUGAACAUGAAUAAAUUAUUUUACUGAUCA
Penaeus monodon (black tiger shrimp) is the source of this 1369-nucleotide messenger RNA. RefSeq lists its product as uncharacterized. Bases 1 to 522 code for a protein of 173 amino acids. The record is from RefSeq and is a predicted model, not a curated record. The transcript has 5 exons. Lineage: Eukaryota; Metazoa; Arthropoda; Malacostraca; Decapoda; Penaeidae.